AUGAGCAACAAAAUUACCGUUUAUUGCCUUCUGACUCUUAUUUUAAGCUUCGCUUACUCAUGGAGUCCUCACAAUCUAUUCACAUGGUCCUCUGAUAAAAGUAGCCACGUCACCUAUACACACAGACUACUUAUUAAUCGGCCAGUACAAAUUCCAUGUUUCAAGUCUACUGACACUCCGCCCGAUCAUUCACAUCUUAAUUCUACCAUCUACUGGAGUCACAGAGGUUUCAAACUCACUGCCACAGAGAGUCCAUUUCUGUCUGCGUACUGGGACGAUUUGGGGACCCUCAUUAUAUCCUGCAUCCUCCCCCGACAAAUCAACCUAUGGUGCCAUUACAGGGGUCCCAACGUCUCCUCACUUUUCGUUCACCGAAUCGACUUCACUGAGGCCACUUUCACGCAGACUAUUUUCGCAGUCGACAUAAACGCCAGCCUGACGACCAACCUCUCCAAGGCCUACCAGGAAUUUCUCUACAGCCAAAAAAGCAACUGCGGUGUCCAACUGCAAGGCGGGGGGUUAGCCGUGCUCAAGGGGGCACCCAACAUCGAUCUGACGCGUGCGGUUUAUCAAAAGAGAGUUGUCCUAGAAGCCGCACUGGACGCCUGUGAGGCUGGCUUUGACUGCUUGGGUGUCAGUUUGGACUUUUUUGAGUGCUGGGUCAAUAUGGUCCGGAAGACGGCCCUCUACUCAAUUGACUUCAGUAUUAUGCACACAGUCGAUGUUGGCGUUUUCGUGAAUGACGAUGGCUUUGCCUUGGACACACAGAUCCAGAAGACCAUCUCACGAGUGGUGAUGGCUGUAAAGCGCACAAAACCAGGGAUGGUGUCGUCAGGUUUCGGAAGAAUGAAGAAAGCCGACGUGAGUCUCGAGUUGACCGUGCAGAAUCGCACAGUGAGGACGUGCCUCGGAGUCGCCGGAAAACCACACAGAAGCUUCAAGGGGGAAUGCGUGCUCUGUCCGGCUGGUUCCUUUUCACGCGUGGAUAUAACACUGCCUCCACCUCCGGAAGAAUCGCUUGAUAUGCAAAGCGGAGAUCUCGAUUCGAAUCAGGAAUUUCUGGAGAAUGUCAUGUGGCCCUACGCCGACUCUAGACCGUCCUGUCGCCCAUGUCCGGCGUGCUCCUACGCCGAAACGCUUGGCAGACCCUCCUGUCUUCCCUGUCCCGCGUGGCACAGCACUCCAAUUUACGGCAGUAUCCCAGGCGAGGGCGGUGAAUGGAUAGAUUCGGUCUGUCCCAGAAAGGGACGUCGUCACGUCCUGCUAAACGACUUCGUGAAGGAAACCUUCGGAUACGAACCGGUGGGAAAGUGGUUUGAGGGGCUCUCCGAGUUGACUAGAGUCUCAAUUUACGUCGUGGCCUUGGUCGUCUCCACCUUUGGCAUCUUGGCUGCCAUCGUGAUUGUCUACCGCUGUAUUGACGUUGCGGGGAUGCUUUCAGCAGCAGCCCGCGAACUAAGACCGCUCUACUUAGAGGCGGCCUUAGUGUUACAGACCAUGAGACGGAUAGAACAAGGACGGAGAGCUAGGGCGGUGGCGAGACUUCGACAGCUGCUGAAAGAAAAUCCCAACCGGUCUCGUGUUAGAUGA
Mesocestoides corti is the source of this 1590-nucleotide messenger RNA. NCBI's taxonomy places the organism in Eukaryota, Metazoa, Platyhelminthes, Cestoda, Cyclophyllidea, Mesocestoididae. The record is from the annotation of a GenBank genome assembly.